Molecule: messenger RNA, 2769 nt
Organism: Arctia plantaginis
Lineage: Eukaryota; Metazoa; Arthropoda; Insecta; Lepidoptera; Erebidae
Source: the annotation of a GenBank genome assembly
AUGGGUUGGGAGCUCACCCUUGCCUGCCUAUCGAUUAUGCCCUUCUCUUUGGGAGCUUCUAUUCUGUUGACUAAUUACCAAACUAAGUCUUCGAUGUUGGAAAUGAAAUCAUACAGCCAAGCUGGCAAACAAGCCGAAGAAGUUCUAAAGUCGAUUCGAACUAUUGUAGCAUUUAAUGGAGAGAGCAAAGAGGUUGCUAAAUACAGCCGUCUACUACAGCCAGCAGAAAAACAGGGUCGUAAGCGUGGCCUCUACUCCGGCUUAGGAAACGGAUUCAACUGGAUUUUAACCUACUCCCUAAAUACCAUAGGAUUAAUGUAUGGUACUAGACUUAUAGUACAGAGCUUUGACAAAGAUGCCGACGAUAACAGAUAUGUAGUAGGAGUUGUAUUUAGUAUAUUGUUCAAUACAUAUAUGGCUACACAAUCCAUUACAUUUUGUGUGCCUCAUGCGGAAGUAUUCGCUUCGGCUCGAGGUGCAGCUGCUAGCAUAUUUUAUUUACUAGAUAGACAACCCAAAAUUGAUAGUCUUCAAACUGGAGGAUUAUGUCCUAGAAGAGUUACGGGAGACAUUUGCUUAGAAGACAUACAUUUCAACUACCCAUCUAGAACUGAAGUGAAGAUACUCAAGGGAUUUUCUUUACGCAUUAAAGCUGGAGAGUGUGUAGCAUUAGUCGAUGGAAAGGAUAUUAAAAGUCUUAAUCUAGGUUGGCUGCGAUCCUGUUUAGGUGUAGUUGGACAAGAGCCAGUAUUGUUCCGCGGUACAAUAUUCGAUAAUAUCGCUAUAGGUGUUCCGGAUGCUACCUUAACUGCGGUCCAAAGAGUUGCUGAAAUGGCGUAUGCUCAUGAUUUUAUUACAAAAUUGCCUAAUGGCUACGACACGGUAAUUGGAGAACGUGGUGCAUCGCUGUCGGGCGGUCAAAAGCAGCGGAUUGCGAUUGCGCGGUCGUUACUAAGAGAACCUGCGGUGCUGCUACUGGAUGAAGCAACAUCCGCUCUUGAUCCGAAUUCUGAACGACAAGUGCAAAUAGCACUAGACCGCGCUAGUGUUGGUCGGACUACCAUUUCGGUUUCCCAUCGGCUAUCUACAAUUAUAAACGCGGAUAGGAUUAUUUGCAUGGAUCAAGGAGCUAUUGUAGAGGAAGGUACGCAUAAAGAACUUAUGAAAAAACAAGGAUUUUAUUACAAGCUAGUGACCACAGGAAAGGAAAAUAAAGAUGUUGAAGAAAUUGAGAUAUUGUCGGAGGGGGGAGAUGGUGAACAGAAUAUAAAUGAUCAAAUUACAGUCUCAAGAACGGAUCUAAAGAGAAAAUCUACUAAAUCUACCAGACAGAUACAUGGACAGUCUGUAACAAGAGGUUCUCAGGACUGGAUGACUCCACGUGGAUCUUUUGCUUCCGUCAUGUCAGCAGGAUUGCAAAACUUUGCCUACAAUUCUAAACAUGAAGAAACAGAUGAAGAUGAACAGUUAAAGCCACUUAGCAAUCUGGAGAUUUUGAAGUUGAACAGCCCUGAAUGGGUUCUAAUUGUCAUCGGGUCUAUUGCAGCAUUUGUGCAGGGUGUUUGCUUUCCUGCUUUUGCUCUGAUCUUUGGAUUUUCUAGCGGGAUCUUUGUUUUAACAGAUCGAGACCAAAUUAUAUACUAUGCCGAUCUUUACUCUGGUAUGUUCAUUCUUGUAGCAGCAGUUGCCGGCAUUUCUAUGUGUCUCCAAAGCUUCACUUUUACUACCGCUGGUUUAAAAAUGACUACUCGAUUACGAGUAAAAUAUUUUACGGCUUUGCUGGCACAGGAAAUUGGUUAUUUUGAUAGAGAAAGCAAUACCGUUGGAGCAAUGUGUGCAAGGCUAAGUGGAGAUGCAGCUGAAGUUCAAGGUGCAACAGGCUUAAGGAUAGGACUUAUACUGCAAGGAAUAAGUUCGGUAUUCGUCGGUUUUAUUAUGGCAAUGUGCUAUAACUGGAAACUUACCUUAGUUGGAACUGUUUUCCUUCCCUUGAUGGUAGGUAGUAUUUGGCUAGAAGGGAUAGUAUCACAGCAAUCACAAUCUGACGAACGUGCGGCUAUGGAGUCGGCCACUGCUAUUGCAACAGAAGCCGUUGUUAGCAUAAGAACGGUUCAGAGCUUGGGUGUUGAAUCAACAUUUCUCGGCAAAUUCGAAGAAGGUUUGGUAGAAGCUUGCUCUGCCAUUAUUAAAAAGGCACGGUGGAGAGGUUUGGUGUUGGGUUCAGGAGUUUACGUGCCAUUUAUGGCAUUCGGUAGCGCAACGGUGUAUGGUACUGUAUUAGUUUCUCGCGGAGAAAUGGAGUACAGGAUUGUGUUACUGGUAAAUAUGGCUCUCAUGUACGGAGCAUAUAUGCUGGGUCAGUCAUUAUCGUACGCCCCUGGUGUUAACUCAGCUAAAGCAGCUGCAUCUAGAAUCGUAUCGGUCAUCACAAGAGUACCUAAAGUAAGAACAGAAGACGGUAUUAAGGAUAAACUAGAUUGGGUCGCUUCUGGAAGUUUUUCAGUAAAUAAUGUUGAGUUCUGCUAUCCCACGCGUCCUAACCAGAAAAUCCUGAAGGGUAUCAAUUUAAAGGUGGAAGUUGGUAUGACUGUCGCCCUGGUAGGCUCAUCAGGCUGCGGCAAAUCCACAGUGCUACAGCUAAUGCAGAGAUUUUACGAUCCCGAUACUGGUAACAUUGAAUUAGAUGGACGUGACAUUAAAAACAUCGUUAACAUUGCCGAGGCUGCGAAGGCAGCUCGGUGUAGUGCAACAGGAACCAGUGUUGUUUGA